UACCUUUUUCGAUGACUCUUGAGUGAAAAUUCUAGAGUUUAAAAUUAGUCAAGCCUCGCAACAAAUGGCCUUUAGAUGUAUAUGCUUCCAAUUCACACAUCCUAGCUAGAAAUCAUCCCACCACGUUCUCUGCGGCAUUUCAACAAACAUGUCAGGGCCUUAUUCUGCUUAUAUACAUACAACAACUCCCUUGUGCAUAUGACUACGCCAAAUCCAAUCUAAUAGGCAUAGCAAUAGCCAUUGUUGAUCUGCGAGCUGAGAAUUAAUGAGGUUGCCUCGGAAAAACUGGUUCGCCAUUGUCCGGCGAAAAUUCCGCCGAUCGCCACCAUGUCAUGAGACCGUAACCAUACUUCGUAACGACGCCUCCGGCGAGAGCUUCAGCGCCGCCGCUAGCUAUUCUCAAUUUCUAUCCAAGGAAGACAUCGCCGCCAUCACCAUUCAAGCUCAUUUUAGAUCCCAUCUUGCAAGGCGGGCGUUUAGGGCUCUGCGAAGCCUGGUGAAGCUGCAGGCGGUGGCGCGUGGAGUGUGCGUGAGAAGACAGGCGCGUAUAGCCCUGCAUUGCAUGCACGCACUCGCGCGGUUGCAGGUCACAGUUCGAGCUCGCCAGCUCCUCACCAGCUGCGAAUUGAAGCCGAAGCCUCAUGAAUCAUGAUCUCAAAGGAUAACUCAUCAUCUAACACCAGAUUAUCCACGUGUGCAGUGUGUCUCCUUUUAUUUUUAAUUUGUCUCAUUAUUAAUUUUGUAUAUUUUGUUACCAUAUAUUGAUAUCAAAAAGUAUAAUGUGUGAAACAAAUUUUAGAAUAACUCAAAUACACUAGUCAUGAAUUUGGGAUUUAUUGCAUAUUUUUAUGUAUCCUAUAUUAUUCAUCUUUAAUCGUUAUAUAGUGGGCCAUGGUGAUACGCCACAAAUAUGUAUAUGACCAAAUGAACAUGUAAUAGAAUUAAAAUGAUACUCUGUA
Molecule: messenger RNA, 959 nt
Organism: Ipomoea triloba (trilobed morning glory)
Lineage: Eukaryota; Viridiplantae; Streptophyta; Magnoliopsida; Solanales; Convolvulaceae
Product: protein IQ-DOMAIN 31
Exons: 2
Coding region: 266-652 (128 amino acids)
Molecular function (GO): protein binding
Source: RefSeq, a predicted model, not a curated record